Brassica oleracea var. oleracea is the source of this 474-nucleotide messenger RNA. RefSeq lists its product as uncharacterized. The record is from RefSeq and is a predicted model, not a curated record. The transcript has 2 exons. The coding region runs from base 1 to 474 and encodes 157 amino acids. NCBI's taxonomy places the organism in Eukaryota, Viridiplantae, Streptophyta, Magnoliopsida, Brassicales, Brassicaceae.
AUGAGCAUAGUAGACUUUUGGGCCACUGUUUUCAGACUCCCGAGCAAGUGUCUAAAAGAUAUUGAGCAGAUUUGUUUGGCGUUUCUCUGGACUGGUCUGGAGUUAAAGGCCACGGGUGCAAAGGUGGCAUGGAAAGAUAUCUUUAAGCCUCAUAGUGAAGGAGGAUUAGCAGUUAGAGCGCUAAAGGAGUCACUUUGGGGCAAAUGGAUAAAAGCUAACAUGCUUAAGAAGAAAAGCUUCUGGGAGAUCAGUGUGAAAACUCAACUAGGUUCAUGGAUGUGGAAAAAGAUGUUGAAGCUUCGAGAUGUUGCGAAAACAUUUCAUAUCAAGGCUAUGGGGAAUGGGCGUCACACCUCCUUUUGGUUUGAUAGGUGGUCUGAAUUGGGUGCACUGUCGGAUCAAUUAGGAGGAGGUAUAAUAGACAUGUGUAUAAGGAGAGAUGCUACGGUGGAGGACGCAAUUCUUAACCCGUGA